Messenger RNA from Megalobrama amblycephala (Wuchang bream), 1728 nucleotides. RefSeq names its product tumor necrosis factor receptor superfamily member 14-like. Gene Ontology annotation, cellular component: external side of plasma membrane; membrane. The record is from RefSeq and is a predicted model, not a curated record. Gene Ontology annotation, molecular function: transmembrane signaling receptor activity; protein binding. The coding region runs from base 550 to 1050 and encodes 166 amino acids. Lineage: Eukaryota; Metazoa; Chordata; Actinopteri; Cypriniformes; Xenocyprididae. Gene Ontology annotation, biological process: immune response; positive regulation of peptidyl-tyrosine phosphorylation; defense response to Gram-negative bacterium. The transcript has 7 exons.
AGUUGAUUAUUUACGAACGAAAGCUCACAGAAACGUGAAAAUGGUCUCAGUUGAAAGAAAAUAUCCUAAGCUAAAAUAUGAUAUAGUGUGACUGAGCCCUUAUCAAAAGAGCGGGGGUCGAUUUCUCUCUUUUCAAAACUGCGGGGGUCCUGACCCCCUGUCCCCCGUGUCAACGGCACCCCUGCAUGUCACUGUCGACUGUCAAUGCUGUCAACUUCCUGCUUUCAGCUGACGAUUUUGUUUUCGCUGUGACCACUGACCAGUGUUUUGUGAAAGAAACAGACGUGAAAUUACUCUAUAAUCUAUCAGCUGGUAUUGUUUGUUUGACAAAGAAUGGAAAUAUCUGCAAGAUGCUUGUGGAAAAAACAACCUGCACAAGAUCUGAUUUUUGAACUACUGUCUUCGUGUCUCUCAGUUUUCAACAAAACCCCCCUAUACUGUCAGCUGCUGUAAAAUCAUCCAUCAGAUCUACUAAUGGCACAGCAAGCUGAGGAAAUGUUUCCUCAAUGCUCAUAUUAGCUGAUGAGACUCCACUGACAUUUAUGUGACAUGAUCACUUUGAAGAUUAUUGUUCUCUUUACUGUUAUUGUUCCACUUCACUAUGAUUUUUGCUGGUGUAGAUGUGCUGAUGCUGAAUAUGAGAUAGAUGGGAGAUGCUGUCCAAUGUGUGCUCCUGGAGCCCGUGUUUAUAGGCACUGCACAGAAAAUAUCAGCACAACUUGUGCUGCAUCCCCUGAAUUCACUUACACUGAUGAACCCAAUAGCUACACAAAAUGCUUCACCUGUUCUGUGUGUGAUUCAAGUCGAGGGUUAAGAGUGAAAAAAGCCUGUAGAUGGUGGUCAGAUACUGUUUGUGAGCCACUGGAACAAUUCUACUGCACUGAACGAAUUAAAGGUAGCUGUAGAAACGCUGUGAAACACUCUGAAUGCAGCGCUGGACAAUAUAUCAAACAAGCAGGAACUCCCUCCACAGAUACAGUAUGUGCGGAUUGUGAAGCUGACACCUAUUCAAACGGAUCUUUUUCAUCCUGUUUACCACACACAAUGUGAAGCUCUGGGACUUACUGAAACAACUCCAGGAACACGAUCAUCUGACUGUGAAUGUGGAAACACCACUACUGCUUUAUCAGUCAUUGUCCCUAGUGUUUUAGUUACUUUAAUAAUAAUUGCAGUAGUAAUUGUUUUUACAGUUAUUCAGAAGAAGAAACAAUCUAAUCAUUCAGUUGAUGAUGACUGUGUAAAUUUUGACCCAAACGGAUUGGAAGAAGUCCCAACAAAUGAGGAAUCACUACAGAUUCCAGACUCCUCAGAAUUGUCUCCACAUCAGGGUAGAUGCCAAGACUAAAAUAUUUAAAAACAAUACUUUUAAAUAAAGUCACUUUUCUGUUCAUAUAAUAUACAUAAAAUAUCAUGAUGUAGGCUACAAUGAGCAAAAUUUUAAAACGUAGCCUAUUGAUUAUGCUUAAUGUCAAUGAAUGGAUACAAACAUUUUAGUUUAUAUUUCAUAUAUAUAUAUAUAUAUAUAUAUAUAUAUGUGUGUGUGUGUAACAUGUUGUAAAGUAUUUCCCAUUUGACUGUAUACAUAUUAUUAGCCUAUUAUUAUUAUUUUUUUGUUUAAAAAUAUACUAAUAAAUGUGUAACAUGUUGUAAAGUUUCCUGUUUGACUAGGCCUAUGUAAUCGUAUUAUUUCCUUCAUGUUGUUACAAAUAAUAUUUAGACACCAAGUAU